GAUGUUUCCAUGUCUGGGGUUCCUCUUUAGCCACCACACACUGGACACAGAAAUCCUUUGUUUAAAGAGAAGAAAAGAAAAAGUUGCUGACUUUUCCACAAAGCUCCUUUUGUCCUGAGUCUCUCUCCAUAUUAUAAAAGCACGUAGAGCGUCCUUCUUUCAGUACUGUAUAUUAAUCAAGUCUCUGUAUAUACUUCAACCGGCCUCCGCUGCCGGACUAUUAAUAUAUUAUGGACGACUCCUGGCGAAUGCGCAUGGGAAUGCCAGCCCUCCCUCGACGCCGUUCCAUGGAGGACACGUCCUCCGGAAGAUCCGUUUUCGGCAACGAAGAUACACUGGACCCCGAAGACUUCGCCGACGUCUAUGGCGGGCCGCCGCGGAGUGUCCUUCUGCGAAAAUUCUCCGCCGACUACGUGAAGCCUGGCUCCGCCAAUUUCUACGAGGAGGUUUUCCGGCAGAGGGAGUCUAUGACUCCAGCGAGGAAGGGCGGACGGAGUCUUCCGGCGUUCAGGAUUCCGGCUAGGAGUGAGGGGUUCUUCGGAGAUAUAUUUGGAUCGGAUCAUGAUGAUCAUCUUAGGAGGUCGAGGGAGCGCUCCAGGCCGAAUUCGAAUGCGAAGUCGAAGUCGAAGUCGAACUCCUCGUCGGUUCUAAGCUCGGAAGAGUUGAGCCCUCUCCGGCCGAUGAUCGGAGAUGACGUGGCAUUGUCCUCUUUCGCUUCAAAGCUCAGGCCAAUCAGUGUUCCAUGUAGAUGGAACUCAUCAACCAUGAUGCCCGAAUUAGAACAUGGGAAGAAACAAGCUGCUGGGAAGCCUGCUUUUCCUCGCAAUCGCUCUUUCCACACCGAGCACCAAUUCAUGGAAAAUGAAUACCAUGAGAACUUCAAAAGCUUCUACAAUGGAUUCCCAAGUCGGCGGGUCUCUUCCCCAGAAACCAUUAGUAUCGAACCGAAUUCAUAUCGAAGUGUCAAAGUGUCUACUGUGGAUGAUCUAGAGCUCAACUCCUCUUCCUCAGCUGUGUCUUCACUACAUCAGGACCCCGAGGCUGAAACCGGGAUUCCGGAUCAUGUAUUGUCCGAACAAGAAGACGAUGAAGUUAUGAGCUCUUAUGUCAUAGAGAUCAAUUGUGACCAUAGGGAGGGAACCAGUGAAACAGUUUCUAUUGACGAAACAAUCGCAUGGUUCAGAGAGAAGUCUCAAACACAGAGUACUGAGAAAGAUUUGAGCAUAAGACACCAUGACAAUGAGCAGCCUGUUGAAAUGGAAGGAAGGCCUACUGCAAGUGAAUUUUCACAUCAACCUGUAGAUGGGCAUGGAACGACUCAUCAGUCUACAGAGGAAGCUGGAAAAAGAAAUUGGACAGCUGAAGAAGAAGAAGAGUCAGAAAAAAAUAUGGAAGUAGAGCUAUAUGAUGAAUACAUAAGGCUGUGGUCUGCUGGCAAAGAAACCAACAUAAAGCUGCUGAUUUCAAAACUACAUCAAAUUCUCUGGCCUGAUAGUGGCUGGCAGGCUAUACCCCUAACAAGCCUAACAGACAGCUCACAAGUGAAGAAAGCUUAUCAGAAAGCAAGGCUAUGUCUUCACCCAGACAAGCUUCAACAAAGAGGAGCAACACUCCCACAAAAAUAUGUUGCAGAGAAGGCGUUCUCCAUUCUCCAGAAUGCAUGGGCUGCUUUCAUCUCCCAAGAUGUCUUCCUUAACUAGCGGGAGUAACCGGGAUCCUUUGAAACUCACAUUAAUGUCUUGGAAGAUCAAAAGUACAAAUUAUGAGCAGAGUCUGGAUACAUAUUCAGUAGCUGAAGCAGUCUGUCGAGACACGCACAUGAUGAGGGACAUGCAUGAAGCAUGAAUUAUAGGUAGAAAUGGUUUUGGAAUUCCAGUAGAUAAUAUAUAUUCUAAAAUUUGUAUGUUUGUUUGACGCUUUUGCAAUGUGCCGCAUCUCCUUCCUGUACUUGUAUAACUCAAUAACGAUAUCAGAGAUGAAGAUGAGAACGAUAGUGAUGAUAA
This is a messenger RNA of Juglans microcarpa x Juglans regia, 2003 nucleotides long. RefSeq lists its product as uncharacterized. Bases 231 to 1700 code for a protein of 489 amino acids. The record is from RefSeq and is a predicted model, not a curated record. Gene Ontology annotation, cellular component: cytoplasm; intracellular membrane-bounded organelle; vesicle. The transcript has 7 exons. Gene Ontology annotation, biological process: clathrin coat disassembly; clathrin-dependent endocytosis. Gene Ontology annotation, molecular function: clathrin binding. NCBI's taxonomy places the organism in Eukaryota, Viridiplantae, Streptophyta, Magnoliopsida, Fagales, Juglandaceae.